Messenger RNA from Pogoniulus pusillus (Red-fronted tinkerbird), 3251 nucleotides. RefSeq names its product cyclin G2 (gene CCNG2). Gene Ontology annotation, cellular component: cyclin-dependent protein kinase holoenzyme complex; cytoplasm; nucleus. The transcript is spliced from 8 exons. The coding region runs from base 298 to 1317 and encodes 339 amino acids. The record is from RefSeq and is a predicted model, not a curated record. NCBI's taxonomy places the organism in Eukaryota, Metazoa, Chordata, Aves, Piciformes, Lybiidae. Gene Ontology annotation, biological process: mitotic cell cycle phase transition; regulation of cyclin-dependent protein serine/threonine kinase activity. Gene Ontology annotation, molecular function: cyclin-dependent protein serine/threonine kinase regulator activity.
AUUUUGAUGCGGGGCUGGGGCGGAGGCGGCUGCUGGGGGCCGGGGAUGGUGCCGCUGCCUCGGGUAUCGCCGUGACUCCCUGGGGGAGGCGAGUGGGGCCGGCCGCGGGCAGGGGCGCAGACGGCCCUGCCUGGAUGCGGGGCCAGCGGCGGAGCCCACCCGCGUCCCUGCGGUGACGGGAGCCGGGCUCGCCUCCCCCCUCCCCGCCGCGGAGGAACCGAGCGGUGAGGGCCGCGGGGGGGGGCCCGGUGCUCCCUCGCUACCGCCCCGGGUGGAGGAGCGGAGGCAGGGGAGAAGAUGAGCAGCGAGGCGCUGUGGCUUUUCAAGCAGCUGAACCUCCACCUGGAGCAGGAGGGGCGCUUCCAGCCCCGCGAGAAGGGGCUCAGCCUCAUCGAGUGCGCCGCCGAGAAUGAAAACACUCUGUGCCCCAGACAAAGGAAUGCCAAGGUGGAAGAUCUUUGGAGCCUCAACAACUUCUUCGGGUUUGCAACGGAAACGUUUGUUUUGGCCGUUAACAUUCUGGACAGGUUCCUGGCUCUCAUGAAGGUGAAACCAAAGCAUUUAUCUUGCAUUGGAGUUUGCUGUUUCCAGCUGGCUGCCCGGGUGGUGGAAGAAGAAUGCAAUAUCCCCUCUGCUCACGAGCUCAUCCGGAUCAGCCAGUGUAAAUGCACCGUCUCGGACCUGAGGCGGAUGGAAAAGAUCAUUUCAGAGAAGUUGCACUUUGAAUUUAAAGCUACUACUGCCUUAACCUUCUUGCACUUGUACCAUACUAUUGUACUCUGUCAUACCUCAGAAAGGAAAGAAAUGCUGAACCUUGACAAAUUGGAAGCACAGCUAAAAGCUUGCAAUUGUCGUCUGGUCUUCUCAAAAGCAAAACCAUCUGUCUUGGCCUUGUGCCUUCUCACUCUGGAAGUUCAGACUUUGAAGUCUGUUGAGCUGUUUGAGAUCCUGCUGCGUGUUCAAAAGCAUUCGAAGAUCAGUGAUAGUGACCUACUUUACUGGAGGGAGCUGGUCUCCAAAUGCCUGGCAGAUUAUUCUUCUCCUGAGUGUUGCAAACCUGAUCAUACAAAGCUGGUUUGGAUCGUGUCGAGGCGUACAGCCCAGAAUCUACAAAACAGUUACUACAGCGUUCCUGAGCUGCCAACCAUCCCAGAGGGUGGAUGCUUCAGUGAGAGGGAGAGUGAAGACUCCUGUGAAGAUAUGAGCAGUGGGGAAGAAAGCCUCAGCAGUUCUCCUCCAAGUGACCUGGAAGGCACCUUCUUCUUUGAACUCAAACCUCCAGCAAAGUGGCAACAACCUCUUAACUGUCGCUCUUGAUUGUGCUGGGUUGAGAUUUUAAAUGCACAGUAGAGGCUUUUGGCAAUAAUAAAUGAGGUGGUAAACUGUAGUAAGGCAAAAAUUGCUGUGGUCUGUCAGUGCUUUGAAUGCCUGCCUUGGUUUUUUCAUUGUAAUUAAGGAAGAAAAAAAUCCUAUUCAGGUCCUCAGUGAAAACCAAACUCUAAUGAGUAGUUCUGUUGUCAAGAAGUAUAAAUGCUCUGGUAGCUGGUGGGCCAAAAUGCUUAUUAGCAUCUAAUUGUGGACUGUGUUAACAGCUGCAUAACAGACUGAGGGGAGUAAGGUUUUGUUUUCCCUUUGCUUGGCUUCAUCCCCCUUUGGGCUCAAGAUGUUGACCAAUUUGUGCAAGUCCAGCAGGAAGCUGCCAAAAUGCUUCAGCAGUUUUGGGCACAGGACCUGUGGGGAGAGGCUGAGCAAAAGGAGGUUGUGUAGCCUUUGAAGGGUUGAACAGCAGCCUCUGGUGUGGAAGAGGAGAUUGCAGAGGAGAUGAUUUCAGGGUCUUGACUGAGAAGCAUAGAGUGAGGAUGAGAGGCUUUAAACUGUGAAGUUCUCAGUUCAUAGAGGUUUGCUCCAUGGGGAGAUAGCCAAGCACAGGAAUGGUCCAGGCUUUUUUCUGGGAGGUUCUUGAGUUUCAACAUGGUAAAACCCAGAGCUUGGUGUGAAUUCAGCUUUGAGCAGCAAGAUUAAAUUAAAGUCAUCUUGAGGGCACCUCCACUCCUUGAUGUUGGGGCUUACAUCCAGCUGUCCAGAGCAGGUGAUGUGGAAUGAGGCAAACACAGUACCAGGCUGUGGUGAUGUAGUGUCAAAUGGGCCAGGUGCUGAAACUGCUUUAAUGCUCUGCUUCUUUGCAGCUGGAUCUUGAGCUAUGUACCCCAAGAGGGUUUUUCUUUGGAGGAGCUUGGUUUUUAGCAGCUUAAGGAAUCCCAACAGGAGUGUGCAUGGCAAGGAGGAGCAGUAAUUUCCUCUGAAGGAUAGGCUGAAGUGAGCAAUUCCUUAUUUUCUUUGACACACCUGUUUCUACACUGAAAUCCAUGUUGUGUUCCUCAGUGUUCCAACUCUUCCCAUGCCAGGCCAUCCUAUUAGACUUAUUAACAUGCUAAAGCUUGAUAAGUCUGCAUUCCUUUGCCCUAUUUAACCCUUGUAGUUGCUUUGCAGUAUAGUCAUACUACUAUUAUUAUUACUGAGUCAUUAAUCAGACUUGUUUGCAUGCUUAUGUAAAAAGCAGUUAGUGCAAGGAAAAAAGUUGCUCUUUUGCAGUCCAAUCAGGUCAAUGUGACGUCGAUGAAGUAGUUGAUGUAAUAAUGGCUUUGUUUUGUUUUCCUGACCUGUUUUUCCUUCCUUGAAGCACAAAUUGAAGUAUGGUUGUGUGUAUCUCCUUGCUGAAGAAGGUAGGAAAGUAAAGGAGGCAGGAGACUAAAUUAGCUGAGAGUAAUGAUGUGAAGUGUGGUGGUGCCAAAGUAGAAAUGAAGAAGCCAAGAAGCUCAAGGCUGUUUUGUAGAAGGGUGGGGAGGGGGAAAAUGUUGUUUUAGGAUGGGAAGAGCAGUGCUGUAAGUUGAUAACUGUUCUGUGAUUUCUAAAAUAAUUAAAAGUUUACAAAAAAUGUAUAUAAAAAUGUAAAUGGGGGAAAAAAUGUACAGGGAAAAGAAGAAAAAAAAAAACCCCAAAGCCCCAAUUUAAACCAAACCUCUGGGUGGCAAAUACUGUAUUUUUUUACACUGUAUGUAACUUUUUUUUGUAGGUAUGUUGCAUGUAGAUAGUAAUUUAUUGUGCUCCUCUGUAUGAUAUAAAUACUGUACAUCUGAAAAGGCUUCUUCCUGCCAGGAGAGCUCCCUUCUGAAAUGGAGUACUUGGGGGUGCAGGUAGUGGACCUACUGAGUCUUGUUUGAGAACAAAAAUAAACCAAGUGCUGUUAUUAA